Messenger RNA from Eutrema salsugineum, 3494 nucleotides. Its product is annotated as clathrin interactor EPSIN 2. Gene Ontology annotation, molecular function: phospholipid binding; clathrin binding. Gene Ontology annotation, biological process: endocytosis. The transcript has 13 exons. Gene Ontology annotation, cellular component: clathrin vesicle coat; plasma membrane; endosome. Lineage: Eukaryota; Viridiplantae; Streptophyta; Magnoliopsida; Brassicales; Brassicaceae. The record is from RefSeq and is a predicted model, not a curated record. The coding region runs from base 339 to 2612 and encodes 757 amino acids.
AUCUAUUGAAUUUUCCCUUCUGGCUGCUGUUUUCUUCUCUCUCUCUCUAAGAUUCGAAAGUGGUAAAGCUAAUACGGAGAAGGAGGAGACCAUCUCCACCCUCAAAAUACAGAGAGAUCACAAGCUUCAAGGGAUUUCCAUCUUUGCUCAAUCCCUUGAUAUUGGUGUUUCUUCUUCUCGCUCUUCUCUGUGCCUCAGCGAUCCGCGAUUCGAUUCAGCUCGAGUUUACAUUUCCGGAGUUGACAGCAAAGGUGAUCAUACUAGUUUUGAGACAGACUUCAUAGAGGGUACUUGGCACAUUUUCUUAAGAGCCAGUUAUUCCUGGAACACAUACGAAGAUGAAGAAAGUCUUCGGUCAAACUGUCAGAGACCUCAAGAGAGAGGUCAACAAGAAAGUGCUCAAAGUGCCUGGAAUUGAACAGAAGGUUCUAGAUGCUACUAGCAAUGAGCCAUGGGGUCCACAUGGAUCACUUCUUGCUGAUCUUGCUCAAGCUUCGAGAAAUUACCAUGAGUACCAGCUGAUUAUGGUGGUCAUAUGGAAACGCCUUAGCGACACUGGAAAGAACUGGCGGCAUGUCUAUAAGGCUUUGACAGUUUUGGAGUACAUGGUAGGCCAUGGGUCCGAACGUGUUAUAGACGAGAUUAAAGAACGUGCAUAUCAAAUUUCGACAUUGUCCGAUUUUCAGUAUAUUGAUUCCGGUGGUAGAGAUCAAGGAAGCAAUGUUAGGAAGAAAUCACAGAGCCUAGUGGCGUUGGUUAAUGACAAGGAAAGAAUAGCGGAGGUCAGACAGAAGGCUGCUGCUAACAGAGAUAAGUAUCGCAGCUCAGCACCAGGUGGGAUGUAUAAGCCUUCAGGAGGAUAUGGGGACAGAUAUGAUUACGGAUCCCGGGAUGAAGAGCGAAGUAGUUAUGGAAGAGAGAGAGAAUAUGGUUACAGGGAUGAUGAUAGAAAUAGUCGUGAUGGAGAUCGUCAUUCCAGAGACUCUGAAGAACGUUAUGGGAGAGAUGGUAAUAGGGAAGAUGAUUACAGGGGAAGGAGCAGAAGUGUUGAUAACUAUCAACAGGGGUCACGGGGUAGGAGUUCAGAUAGGGAACGGACGUUUGAGGAUGAUGGCCAUUCUCAGGAUGGGAGAGGGCAGCUCCAGAGGAAGUUUUCUGAACAAAAUAUUGGUGCUCCACCUAGUUAUGAAGAAGCUGUCAGUGAAUCACGCAGCCCUGUAUAUAGUGAAAGGGAUGGUGGGGAGACCCCACAAGUUGCUGCUCCAGGAGCUGCUUCUCCUCCCCCCCCGCAAGUUGCUGCUCCAGUGGCUGCUUCUCCUCCUGCUGGAAUCAGCACAGAGAAUAAAGCUGUUAGUUUUGUUAAUGAAUCAUCUCCUCAAAAAGUUGAGACUUUUGAUGAAUUUGAUCCACGUGGUGCAUUUUCAGCUACCCCUCCCACUGCUCCUUCAACAGUGGCUUCUACGUCUGCUCCUCCCACCUCAAACAGUGUUGAGGUGGACUUGCUUGGCUCCCUUUCAGACAUAUUUUCAUCAAACGCAUUGGCCAUUGUACCAGCUGAUUCCACCUCUAUAGAAACCAAUGGACAAGCAAACGCUGGUCCAGCGCCAUCGUUUUCUACAUCUCAGCCUUCAACUCAGCCAUUUGAUGACCCAUUUGGUGACUCUCCUUUCAAAGCCUUCACUUCUACUGAAACCGACUCAACCCCACAGCAGAGUUUUGGAGCUCCUUUCCAGCCACCACCACCAGCCUUCAGCUCAGAGAUGUCACAUCCUGAUACCGCUCAUAACUUUGGCUUUGGGGACUCAUUUUCCACUGUAACCAAUCCUGAUCCUGCUUCUCAGAGUGUGCAACCUCCAUCAAACUCACCAGGUUUUCCCCAAGAACAGUUUGCUACAUCUCAGAGUGAUAUUGACAUUCUUGCUGGCAUUCUCCCACCAUCUGGACCACCAGUUUCACUCCCUCAACAAUCGGGUGCCUCAGUACCAACAUCUCAGUUUCCUCCCAGUGGAAAUAACACGUAUGAUGGCUUUCAUCCUCAGCCAGUAUCUACAGCUCCAAACAUGCCUGGACAAACUCCAUUUGGGCAAGCUGCACAACCAUAUAACGUGGUUCCUCAUUCUCAAAAUAUGACUGGAGCCACGCCGUUUCACAAUGGAGGCUACAUGCACCAGCCAGGCUCAGCCAGUUACACUCCUGGAGUAGUAACUUCACACCCUACAAGCGAAAGCUUCCUUCCAGGACAGGUUGCUGCUUCUUCAUCGAGCUCACAGACUCAUUACUCUACCCCCAGUGGACCGGCUGGUCAGUUCAUGGCACACCAGGGUCAUGGAAUGCCGCCUUCCCAGGGUCCACAACGAACUCAAUCCGGGCCUGUUACUCUGCAAGGGAACAACAAUUUCAUGGGAGACAUGUUUUCACAGGCUGCACCAAACUCCUUAACGUCAUCGUCAUCUCAUCCAGAUCUCACACCUUUAACAGGAGCGAUUGAGGUUGUUCCUCCGCCUCAGAAAAAGUUUGAGCCAAAAUCAUCAGUCUGGGCAGACACGUUGAGCAGGGGGCUUGUUAACUUUAACAUAUCUGGACGUAAGAUAGAUUUCCGCCACAACAUGUGAGAAAACAAAUUUCCAGACAUAGGGGUUGACUUCGAGGCGAUCAACAGGAGAGAGAAACGCCUAGAGAAACCGACAAACACACCAGCAACAUCGACUAUCAACAUGGGUAAAGCCAUGGGAUCAGGCACUGGCUUAGGACGCGCUGGUGCAACCGCUAUGAGACCACCGCCAAAUCCAAUGGUAGGCUCUGGCAUGCCCAUGGGAGGUGGGAUGGGUGUUGGUGGAUAUGGUGGUAUGAACCAAAACCAAACCAUGGGUAUGGGAAUGAGACCCGGCAUGAACAUGAACAUGAACAUGAACAUGGGAGGAUAUGGCCAAGGCUAUCCGAUGCAACCACAAAACCCCGGGAUGGUCCCUGGUCCAAACAUGCCCGGUAACAACUACAAUCCGAUGAUGGGUCAAGGUGGUUACAACCCUCAACAAUCCUAUGGUGGUGGAUACCGGUAAGAUCAAGCCAAAACAUUACCACACUAGACUCCACUUGUAAAAUCAAGAACGGAACACUCUCGCUCCGUUCAGCUAUGUGCUUUUCUUUUUUUACCUCCGGAUAUGUAAUAUCAGUCCAUAAUAGUAGUCAGAUUGGCCAGCUGCUUCACGGAAGUACUCAGGUUACAUUAUUCAUCCCAGCAUAUUCUUCACAGUUCUUUUCACGUAUCAUUCUUUUUUCCUUUUCUUAGUAAGGACCAAAUUGAGAGCUUGUUGUGAAAUUUGUACCGGUGAAAGUGGCAAACCUCCCUCGCGUCUGCCCUUUUUGUUAUAUGCAUAUAAUUUGAUGUAUACACAUUUUUUUUUCUUUAUUUUUUUUGGGUUUCACGUAUUGAAUAUUUGUAUAACAUUUUCCAUACACGGAACAAAUAAAUCAUUUCAUUCUCUCUUUUAACA